Molecule: messenger RNA, 1078 nt
Organism: Melanaphis sacchari
Lineage: Eukaryota; Metazoa; Arthropoda; Insecta; Hemiptera; Aphididae
Product: interaptin-like
Exons: 6
Coding region: 56-1048 (330 amino acids)
Source: RefSeq, a predicted model, not a curated record
CAUAAUUUUAAGAUUUUUAUGUAAUAGGCAUCUUGCACUAAUAAUAAGUUAUCAGAUGGUUUUUUUUUUGCUACACAAUAUGGAUUUCUUAAUUUCUGAGAUGGAAAAAUUGUUAGUAUCUGGUAAAGAGGACUGUACUAUCCAAGACAUUAUAGGAGAAUUUGCAGGUAAAAAUAUUGAUGAUUUAUUGAUUGAAGCUGAUAAAAUAAUUGGUGAAACACUUCCAUUCUUCCAAACAUAUUCAAGUACAAAUAAAGUUAAAUCAUCAAAAGACUGUAAAAGUAUACAAAAUAAUACUAGGAUUAUACUAGCACAGCCUAAAAUUGAAAGGAAUGAUACAAAAAGAGUUAUUUUUAAUUUAAAAAAUAAUUCUCAAUGUAUUUUAACUCCAGAGAAACAUUCAAAAACAUCAAAAAUUUAUGAAAAUUUAACUAUAAAUAAGUAUGUUAAAGAAGAGGAAAGAAAACAUCAUAAUAUUCAUUCUCUGUCUUUAAAAAAAUGUACAACUAAAUUAAAGAUUCUUGAUCCUAAAAUAAACUUAAAAAAAUCUCAAUUUAAAGUUAGUUCAUCUAUGCUGGAAAAUCACAAUCGGCUACAAAUUAUGUGUAACACAUAUGAUAAAUUUGCUAAAAAUAAUAAAACACAGAACCAAAUCAAUAAAUUAAAAAUGGAAGAAGAAUUAAAAUAUUAUAAAUUUAAAAAUAAAGAACUCGAAAAAAAUCUUAUGUUUAAAGAACAAGAAAUUCACAAUUUAGAAAAUAAAUAUCAGCAAUUAAAUCAGUAUUGUGAAUCAUUUUUGAAAAAAAAUAUCGAAGAGACAUUAAAGAGUUAUGAUUUUCAAUUAAAUGAACUAAUUGAACGUAACAUGACUAGAGAAUCACAGUUACAUAUUAUAAUUGGUAAUCUCCUUGAAGAAAUUGGACAAUCACAUAAUCAAUACAGAAUAAAAUUAUCAGAAAAAAAUAAACAAAUACGCAAUUAUCUUGAUCAAAUAGAAACAAUACUUGAUAAUGUUUACAAAAUUAAAAAUAAAAAUAUAAAAAUUUAAUAUUUGUAAAAUGUAUUGAUAUCACAUUGA